This is a messenger RNA of Rhinichthys klamathensis goyatoka, 1325 nucleotides long. RefSeq names its product AF4/FMR2 family, member 1 (gene aff1). Lineage: Eukaryota; Metazoa; Chordata; Actinopteri; Cypriniformes; Leuciscidae. The coding region runs from base 121 to 1302 and encodes 393 amino acids. The transcript is spliced from 12 exons. Gene Ontology annotation, biological process: regulation of gene expression. Gene Ontology annotation, cellular component: super elongation complex; nucleus. The record is from RefSeq and is a predicted model, not a curated record.
UCUCGAGUGGACGCGCCCGAGCUCCAUCUGCGCGUGACCUCACUUCAGUCACACAGCGGUCCCAGAAACUGCUGAUUUAUUGAUGUGGAGUGAUGUGAUUAAUCAGCAGAUCGUGUCGUCAUGAGCGACAGAACCCCGGUGUGCCGCAGCGGACAGAUCAAGCCGAGCACGAGCAGUGUGACGAUGGAGGAUCGCGACGUGUUGAGGCGUAUGGAGAGGGAAAGGAGGAGUCAGGAGGUGCAGCAGGAGGAGACACAGUACGACAGGAUCGCUCCUCUCUUCAGUGAGCCGUUUAAGGCCGAGAGCGAUGAAAAGUUUCCAAAUAAGAAACAGAAACUGGACGUAGAGGGAAAAAAGUUUUUCUCCUCUCAGCAGAGCCUCCACCAAAAAGAAGCCUCUAAGAGCAGCGAGACCAUGAUGAUGAUGAAGAAGAAGAGGAAGAAGAGCACGAAACACGGCUCCAGUGUUCCUCCGGAGACGCGGCGAGACGCGGGACACAAGCGCCGAUCUGACAGCCAGCUCAGGAAAGCAGAGGCUCAUGGGAAGAAACACUGCAAGAGCCGCAGCGUCUUCCCAGAGGAACCUCGUCCCCCGACCGCUGAAGCCCACAGGCAGCGCUCUGUGGAAGAUCAUAUGAAGGAAGCCAAAAAACUGAAGCACAAAGCAGAUGCUACGCUGGAUAAGAUGGCUAAAGCGCUCUGCUAUCUGGAGGCUGCACUGGCGUUUGUGGAGAGUGCCAUCGCCAUGGAGACGGAGCCGGAGACGCCCAAAUCUGCCUACACCAUGUUCUCCGAGACGCUUGAUCUGAUCAGGUUUAUACUCAAACUGAAGAACUACACGGAUCCCUCCGCCACGGCCCGAGAGAGAGACUUCUUCAUCCUGUGUCUGCGCUGCCAGUCUCUGCUCCAGAUGGCCAUGUUCCGCUACAGACGGGAUUCAGCGCUCAGAUACUCGCGGACGCUCGCCGAUCAUUUCAGAAGCUCAUCAUGGUCUGCGUCUCCCUCCGUGUCCAAGAGUUCAGUCGUGUCUCCCGUGAGCUCAGGAUCCGGAUCGCUCGUCGUUCCUCAGCACAUCCAGCAGGCGGCGGCGUCUUACGUUAGCAUCACCACCCUCUUCCUCAGCGCUCACGAGACCUGGGAGCAGGCCGACGACCUCAUGACCUCAGGCACCGGUUUGCUGCGAGAGCUGGAUUCAUCCGUCGCUCCUCUGAGUCUGACGGCCUCCAUGAUCUCGUUAGUGACAUACAUUCGUCUCGGGCUCCACCGGAUCAGACGCGCCACACAGAACCAGAACCAGCCCUGAUCACCUGAUUCCCAGAGGAGGAG